AGUGCGCCGCCAGUGGUAGGGCAGGGACCCGACAAGGACUCUGCACAACCCAAUUUAGUGCGGUCGGUCGGAGAAGGGCCUAGGUCAUCUGUACCUGGGCAGUGCAAAGUGCCGGCCGGCGUUCGGCGUUGGCGAGCUGCUCUGAAGGUGCCAACCGCGGUGGGGGUCGAUCUCGUACCCGCCCCACCCAGGCUGCGGCCGCGCGGGGAGGAAGCGCGCAAAGGCCGAGUGCAAAAGUUUCCUUUUCUGCUUUCUCUUCAGAGCAGCUUCAACCAGCAGAGGGUGGAGAUGCCUGCCUUCAGUUGGAAGACAACCCGGGAACCAAAGGGGUUAAAAUAAGCGACUUCUCGGAAAAAACAAACAACAUUUAAAACAACAGCAACAACUCUCUAUACCGCUAGCCAUGGGCAGCCGAGAUCACCUGUUCAAAGUGCUGGUGGUGGGGGACGCCGCCGUGGGCAAGACGUCACUGGUCCAGCGCUACUCCCAGGACAGCUUCAGCAAGCACUACAAGUCCACCGUGGGAGUGGAUUUUGCUCUGAAGGUUCUCCAGUGGUCGGACUCAGAGAUGGUGCGGCUUCAGCUGUGGGAUAUUGCAGGGCAGGAGCGCUUCACCUCUAUGACGCGACUAUACUAUCGAGAUGCUUCUGCCUGCGUUAUUAUGUUUGACGUCACCAAUGCCACUACUUUCAGCAACAGCCAAAGAUGGAAACAGGAUCUAGACAGCAAGCUCACACUGCCCAAUGGGGAGCCAGUGCCCUGCCUGCUCUUGGCCAACAAGAGUGAUCUGUCCCCUUGGGCAGUGAGCCGGGACCAGAUUGACCGGUUCAGUAAAGAGAACGGGUUCACAGGUUGGACAGAAACAUCAGUGAAGGAGAACAAAAACAUUAAUGAGGCCAUGAGAGUCCUAGUUGAAAAGAUGAUGAACAAUUCCAGAGAAGAUACACUGUCUUUGUCCACCCAAGGGAACUACAUCGAUCUCCAAACCAAGCCCUCCUCUGGCUGGACAUGCUGCUAGUUCUGUUCGGCUCCUUUUGUAUCAGGUCUCCGAGUCUCCUAUCUCUUCCUGUCAGCUGCCCACUCGGCAUAAACACUCAGAAGUUCAGAAUAUUUGAGCUGUCUCUUGUCAACUGCCCAGAAAGGAGGCCCCACUGUGACUUGGGACUGGCCACCAGGGACCCAUGGGCAUUUCUGUUGUUCCUGGAUGUUGUCUGUGACUGAUUGG
Acomys russatus (golden spiny mouse) is the source of this 1225-nucleotide messenger RNA. RefSeq names its product RAB29, member RAS oncogene family (gene Rab29). Gene Ontology annotation, cellular component: Golgi apparatus; trans-Golgi network; vesicle. The coding region runs from base 404 to 1018 and encodes 204 amino acids. Gene Ontology annotation, biological process: vesicle-mediated transport. The transcript has 5 exons. Lineage: Eukaryota; Metazoa; Chordata; Mammalia; Rodentia; Muridae. The record is from RefSeq and is a predicted model, not a curated record. Gene Ontology annotation, molecular function: GTP binding; GTPase activity.